Molecule: messenger RNA, 1491 nt
Organism: Linum trigynum
Lineage: Eukaryota; Viridiplantae; Streptophyta; Magnoliopsida; Malpighiales; Linaceae
Source: the annotation of a GenBank genome assembly
CUGAGGUCUUGGCAGAUCACAUUGUCACGUUCUUGCUCCUAAAAGACGCAGCGAAAGCGGCUACAUUAUCAACGCAAUGGAGGUACUGCUGGAGAAAUGUUCCUCAACUAGUAUUUGAUUCUGAUUUUGCUCGAACCCGUUGGUCUGAAUCCGAAUCAAAUGUGCAUGACCUGAUGAACAAGAUUUUUACGAAGUUGCGAUUCUCCAUAAUAGCAAAUCCCACAACCAAGUUUGUGCUUGCAAUCCCUGGAUUAAGACCAUGUGACGAAAUUGAUCACUUCAUUCUUUACCUUGCCAACAACAAAAAGCUCAAGGACUUCACCCUUCGAAUACUCCACGAAUCAGGGUGGUAUCGUAUGUUUAUGACCUCAGGAAUUUCCCUUGUUUGCUGCUAUUGAACUCAAUACCCUCAAACUGCAAAGCUGUGAAUUUAGACCACCUCCUGGGUUUGUGGGCUUCAACAAGCUUGCCCAUCUCGAACUUAAUAACGUAAUGUUGGACGAGGAUUUCUUCGUCGAUUUUGUUACCAAGUGCCCGCUGCUAGAAGAUUUGAGGAUAAUAGAUUGUUGUGGGUUAGGCUCUCCUUUUGGAAUCGAUGCUAAACUAUAUUUGAUGAGAUCGAUUCCAAAACUAAUAAGAUAAACUUCAUUGAUUAUAUUAAUUAUUAUAACAAGAUUGAGAUUAUUAUGUCAUCGAAUGUGUGUAAUAUGCUACUUCUAAUUUUUUUUUUAUCGUUUCACUUUGUUAGUAAAAUCGAUAUUGAAUCAAAUCCCUUGCCAAUGCUGAAGCCCGAAAUGAAUCAAAUCCAGACUUCCUAUCUCUUCAACAGGAAGCUAAAUUUCGAGAGGAACUGGAAAAUACUCUUUGGCAAGAGGAACUUCUUUGGAUGCAGAAAGCUAGGGCCACCUCGAUCAAUCAUGGGGACAAAAAUAAUACCUACUUCCACACUGUAGCACUUACAAGGCGGCGUAGGAAUAAGGUGACCAAGCUUCAGGGUAGCGAUGGUACUUGGGUCGAAGAUUCACAAGUGCUGGAAGACAUGGCCAGAGAUUUCUACAUUCAUCUCUUCACUGAAGAUGUUGCAACAAGGCCACGUGUAGCGGCCAAAUUUCCCGCCCUUGAGGAGAAUCUCACUAGAAGCAUGGCAGCCAUUUCAACUCUGGACGAAACCCGAAGAAUCAUUAAGGCAAUGGGUGGUCUCAAAGCACCGGGCAAGGACGAUUUCCAUGCCAUUUUCUAUCAGAACUGCUGAACUUUUAUAGGAAAUGACUUCCACCAACACCUUGUUCGAUGCUUCAGAGAGCCUGAUCACAUCGCUCACUGCAACAUGACCCUUCUGACCUUGCUGCCAAAGUGUGAUUCUCCCAAGUCGAUGGGGCAAUUUCGACCUAUCGGACUCUGCAAUGCCAGCUAUUAGGCCGUGGCGAAAUGUCUGGCAAACCGUUUGAAGAGCCUUAUGCCUCUUUUGAUCAAUGAAAAUCAGACCAGUUU